Messenger RNA from Sander lucioperca (pikeperch), 2988 nucleotides. RefSeq names its product gamma-glutamyltransferase 5b (gene ggt5b). NCBI's taxonomy places the organism in Eukaryota, Metazoa, Chordata, Actinopteri, Perciformes, Percidae. Gene Ontology annotation, molecular function: glutathione gamma-glutamate hydrolase; leukotriene-C(4) hydrolase activity. Bases 149 to 1828 code for a protein of 559 amino acids. The record is from RefSeq and is a predicted model, not a curated record. Gene Ontology annotation, cellular component: plasma membrane. The transcript has 12 exons. Gene Ontology annotation, biological process: glutathione catabolic process; inflammatory response; leukotriene D4 biosynthetic process.
CUCUAGCUUUCACUUCAGUAGCCAGUUGGUGGAGCGGAGGGGUAGACCCAUGUUCAGGAUUAGGCAGUGUUCAUAGAGCGUGUGUUCGCAUUGAGCAGCAGCAGCAACAGUUUCCCUUCAACACAAACUUACCUCCGCAGCAAGUUUAAUGGCUAAAUAUAAGCCAUGGCUGGUGUGCUGCUUCAUCUUGGCUGGUUUAAUUUGCGCGGUUGCUCUCGUCUGCCUGUGCAUCGUCUCACUGGUGGGCAGAGAGUGCCCCAGCGGCAGCUUCAUGCAUGCGGCUGUGUCUGCAGACUCGCUACAAUGCUCCGAGAUUGGCAAGAGCAUGCUACAGCAGGGGGGGUCAGCAGUAGAUGGCGCCAUUGCAGCUCUUCUGUGCACAUCCGUGGUCAAUCCUCAGAGCAUGGGGAUUGGAGGAGGAUCUAUAUUCACCAUAAGAAAUAAAAAAGGCAAUGUUAAAGUCUACAACUUCAGAGAGACCGUCCCACAGUCUUUUAAAACUAACCUGCUAAAUGACUGCCCCACCACAUUCGAACUGAUCACAGGCAGCCAGUGGAUUGGCGUUCCUGGAGAGCUGCGGGGCUAUGAGGCAGUUCACAAACAGUAUGGGAAGCUGCCUUGGGCAAAGCUGUUUGAGCCAACAAUUAAAAUGGCCAGUGAGGGCAUCCCUCUGCCGGCAUUUCUGGGAAAGGUUCUGAACAUCUCCAUUGUGAAAAAUCACGUGGAAAAGUCAUCCAUCUGUGAAGUUUUCUGCAACAAAAACAAAACCGUUCUGAGGACAGGAGACAUCCUGAAGUUUCCUAAACUUGCAGAAACCAUGAAAACAAUUGCAGAGCAAGGGGCAGAUGCCUUCUACACUGGCAAGAUAGGACAUGACUUAAUCCAAGACAUAGAAGCUGCAGGUGGGACUUUGAAAACGGAGGAUCUGAAGUCGUUUAAGGUGCGGGUGGAGGAUCCAUGGACCGUUCCUGUGGGAAAUACUCAGAUGCACAUCCCUCCACCACCUGCCGGGGGGGCCCUGCUCGCCUUCAUUCUCAGGCUGAUGAAAGGGUUCCCCUUGACUCCAAACUCCUUGGAUGGUGGCCAGACGAUUCAGAUGUACCAUCAUUAUAUAGAGGCAGCUAAAUUUGCAAACGGACAAAGGAGGAGCAUUAGUGAUCCUGUCUUUAAUAACAAAAAGAGUGCAGAUCAUUUAAUUGAUCCCUCCUUCAUUAAUCGCAUCAGGGACAUGAUCUUUUCAAACCGUACCCAUGACAACUCCUAUUACUACAAUGCCAAGCCCUCACGUGAUCACGUUGGGACGACACAUGUGUCUGUCCUGGAUGAAGAUGGACUGGCUGUUGCUGCCACAAGCACCAUAAACCACUUAUUUGGAGGAGGCAUAUACUCCAAACAAACAGGCAUCAUCCUCAACAAUGAGCUGUCUGACUUUUGUGGGAGAGCAGACGUAGUGAGGGCAGGUGAACAGCCUCCUUCCUCAAUGACUCCAGCAAUACUGGAGUCAAAGUCUGGAGGACUCCUUGUGAUUGGUGGAUCAGGAGGAAGCAUUAUUACCUCGGCAGUGGCCUUGUCUAUAAUGAAUCGCUUGUGGCUGGGGAUGAAUCUGAAAGAUGCCAUUGCGGAGCCCAUAGUGUUUGUUAAUUCCAAUAACAGUGUGGAUUUUGAGACUGGUUUUAACAAGUCUUUGAUAGAUGGCCUCAGAGCUCUUGGACACAAAUCUGGGAACUGGCAGUACUUCAUGAAUGUAGUCAAUGCUGUGGAAAAGGAGAAUGGAUGCAUUGUGGCCGUAUCGGACAGCAGGAAGAUGGGGAUGUCAGCUGGAUACUAACCACACAGACCAUGAGGGUGCACCAACUUCCCACUCAAAUCUUCCCUAAAGACUGACUGAACCUGUAGCCUUAAGAACAAUGAAUGUGCCAACAACUAAUUGUGAGCAAUUUGGUGCUCAGGCUCUUACCUAAUGUUAGCAGAUCAAGAAACUACAAAACUUAUAGGAUAAUUCCAGUUUACUAUAACUCUUAUCUUAUUUUCGUAUGUAUGUAUCUGUUAGACAACAUUGUACUCACCAUAAAAAUUGCGGAGUUCUUGGAAAUUGGCAAAAUGGCUCAAAAGAAGUCAGAUGGGAGUAACCAUGGGGACUGUUUAAAAACUAUUCUAUUGUCUGACUUCUCAGGUUUCUUGUCCUGUCAGUCUUCUUUUUGGCGAUGUUGCCAUGUUCCCAGAUCUCAGCAAUUAACUUGGUGAUUCUGACCAACAGAAAUGAUGGAAAAUAACUACGAAAAGACUGUUCUUUCUUUCAGACUGUUCGAUAUAUAUGCAUUUUUAAUCCAGCCAGCCACACACACAAACACACACACACACACACACACACACAGAUGUCAUUCCACUUGUUGUAGACUAACACACAGUGAGCACACCAUGAUGCUGCUACUCUUACAGUACUGCUGAGAUCUGCCUAAUGUGCUGUAGGAUUACACACUCCUGACCAAAGUGGAUAUUCGCAGCAGCAAGCCAUAAAGGCAAAUCUACUGUAGUCCAACAAAACAAAACCAAGCCCUGUGCCAUACUAAGUUUAUUAAUAUCAAUGAAUGUUUUAUUUUCUGACUGAACUUUGUAAUUCUGUGUAGGACUGUUAAUUGUAGAUAAGCCAUGUAACACUUUUAAAGUGACAUCCUGACUGACAUAUGAGUUUAAGUUGAGUCAGCUGCCCAAACAGGGAACUUUUACUGUGACUUUAAAGAUUUUACUGUAUGUGAAACAACUGUAUUCAUGUCCCUGAGCAUAUUGUGAGUUUUUUUUGAAGAUUACGUAAAUGCUGUAGAAUUUCAUUUAAAAAAGUCAUAUAAAAAAACCUUUAUUCACAAUGAAUAAAAUUAAGUGUGUUUUCAUACCACCAGCAUGUCAUUUUGUAAAAUAGUUACACAUUUUUACAACUAUUAACUGUGAAUAUCUGUGUUGUCACAAUAAAACAUCCAAAGUCCAAACCAA